UACUUGCCAUACGCAGCUAACUUAACGCUGUGUGGUUGUGUGUGAUUUUUUCAGCAGCGCCGCGACGUUCGACGCAGUAGAAGUUUAAACUAAUUUUAAGUGCAUAAAAGAAUUAAACGAACAUAAAAAACGAUGGCGUUGCGGGUUCUUAAUGUAACGCAGAAUAUGCGUACCUUUGUGCGUGGUGUUGACCUCAUCAAGCGCUACAAAUCGGCUGCUACGCUGCAAAAGACGCUGUUGAACAUACCCGCCACCCAGGUGACCAAGUUGGACAAUGGACUGCGCGUUGCUAGCGAAGAUUCUGGCGCUUCCACCGCUACUGUUGGUCUCUGGAUCGAUGCUGGUUCGCGUUCCGAGAACGAGAAGAAUAAUGGCGUAGCGCACUUCUUGGAGCACAUGGCCUUCAAGGGCACUGCCAAGCGCUCGCAGACCGAUCUUGAGCUGGAGGUUGAGAACUUGGGUGCACAUCUAAAUGCGUACACGUCGCGGGAACAGACCGUGUUCUAUGCCAAGUGUCUGUCGAAGGAUGUGCCAAAAGCAGUCGAGAUUUUGGCCGACAUUAUUCAGAACUCUAAACUGGGCGAGGCUGAGAUUUCACGUGAACGAUCCGUCAUCUUGCGCGAAAUGCAGGAGGUUGAGAGCAAUCUGCAGGAGGUGGUCUUCGAUCAUUUGCAUGCCACCGCCUUCCAGGGCACACCCUUGGGCCAGACCAUUUUGGGACCCACCAAGAACAUUCAAUCUAUUGGCAAAUCCGAUUUGACCGACUAUAUCCAGAACCAUUACAAGGCCUCGCGCAUUGUAUUGGCUGGCGCCGGCGGUGUUAAACACAACGAGCUAGUCAAACUGGCCGAUCAGAACCUGGGCCGUUUGGAGGCCAGCGUGUUGCCAGCUGAAGUAACACCAUGCCGCUUUACCGGCUCUGAGGUGCGUGUGCGCGAUGAUUCACUGCCCUUGGCCCAUGUGGCCAUUGCUGUCGAGGGCUGCGGCUGGACCGAUCAAGAUAACAUCCCAUUAAUGGUGGCCAAUACUUUGGUUGGUGCCUGGGAUCGUUCGCAGGGUGGUGGCGCUAACAAUGCCUCCAACUUGGCACGUGCCAGUGCCGAGGACAAUCUGUGCCACAGCUUCCAGUCCUUUAACACCUGCUACAAGGACACCGGUCUGUGGGGCAUUUACUUUGUGUGCGACCCUCUACAGUGCGAGGACAUGCUCUUCAAUGUGCAAACCGAAUGGAUGCGUCUGUGCACCAUGGUCACCGAGGCUGAGGUUGAGCGCGCCAAGAACCUAUUGAAGACAAACAUGCUCUUGCAAUUGGACGGCACCACGCCCAUCUGUGAGGACAUUGGCCGCCAAAUUCUGUGCUACAAUCGCCGCAUCCCAUUGCAUGAGUUGGAGCAGCGCAUCGAUGCCGUCAACGUACAGAAUGUCCGUGACGUUGCCAUGAAGUAUAUCUAUGACAGAUGUCCCGCCGUUGCCGCUGUCGGUCCCGUCGAGAAUCUGCCCGAAUACAACAGAAUUCGCUCCUCCAUGUACUGGUUGAGGGUUUAAGUAGAUCAGAACGCCACACGCUCGCGGCCUGUUGUUUGACGUGUAGUUUAAUUUUGAAGAAAUUUAAAUGCAAAAAGAUCAGUUAAAACCAAAAUAAAUAAAAAUGAUACAACAUAUAAUAUGAACCACUAA
Molecule: messenger RNA, 1677 nt
Organism: Scaptodrosophila lebanonensis
Lineage: Eukaryota; Metazoa; Arthropoda; Insecta; Diptera; Drosophilidae
Gene: UQCR-C1
Product: mitochondrial-processing peptidase subunit beta
Exons: 6
Coding region: 133-1545 (470 amino acids)
Cellular component (GO): mitochondrion
Molecular function (GO): metal ion binding; metalloendopeptidase activity
Source: RefSeq, a predicted model, not a curated record